This is a messenger RNA of Ornithorhynchus anatinus (platypus), 1011 nucleotides long. RefSeq names its product peptide deformylase, mitochondrial (gene PDF). Gene Ontology annotation, cellular component: mitochondrion. NCBI's taxonomy places the organism in Eukaryota, Metazoa, Chordata, Mammalia, Monotremata, Ornithorhynchidae. Gene Ontology annotation, molecular function: peptide deformylase activity. The coding region runs from base 1 to 750 and encodes 249 amino acids. Gene Ontology annotation, biological process: N-terminal protein amino acid modification; peptidyl-methionine modification. The record is from RefSeq and is a predicted model, not a curated record. The transcript has 2 exons.
AUGGCGCUGGUCCGGCUGGUCCUGCCGGUCCCGCCGGUCCUGCCGGGGCCGGGGCUUGGGGGCGGCUGGGGCCGGGGCGUCGGGGUCCGGCGCUGCGGCUCCGGCUCCGGCUCCGGCUCCGGCCCGGCGGCCCCGGAGCUCCCGGGCGUCCCGCGGUCCACCUGGCGCUGGCUGCGGCGGCUGGCGGUGGGGGCGCCGCGGCCGCCGUUCGUCCGGGUGUGCCAGGUGGGCGACCCGGUGCUGCGGGCCGUGGCGGCGCCCGUGGAGGCGGCGCGCCUGGGCGGGCCCGAGGUGCGGGCCCUGGUGGGGCGGCUGGUGCGGGUGAUGCGGAGCCGCGGGGCGGUGGGGCUGAGCGCGCCGCAGCUGGGGCUGCCGCUGCAGGUCCUGGUCAUGGAGUUCCCCGACUCGGCCUACCGGGCCUGCGGGCCGCGGCUGCGGGAGGCCCGCCGCCUCGCCCCCUUCCCGCUCAAGGUCUUCGUCAACCCCAGCCUGCGCGUGCUGGACGCCCGCCUCGACUCCCAGCCCGAGGGCUGCGAGAGCAUCGCCGGCUUCUCCGCCCACGUCCCCCGCUUCCGGGCCGUGCGGAUCGAAGGGCUGGAUGAGAAUGGAGAGCCUGUGGUGUGGCAGGCAAGUGGCUGGCCAGCCCGCAUCAUCCAGCAUGAGAUGGACCACUUGCAGGGCUCCCUCUACAUUGAUAAAAUGGACAGCAGGACUUUCACAAACGUACGGUGGAUGGAAGUGAAUGACUGAAUCCCCCCUCUCCUGAUCGCUCCUUCCUCAAACAAUUCCCUGGAUCUCCAGCUUCAGGUUGAGCUUCUCAGGAUUUGGGGUAAGCUUUCAGCUGGCCCAUUUUUUAGCUGAAAGCUAAAUAAGCAAUCAAAGAAAACACAGCCACCCAUCCUGUGUUGGCACGAGCUUGUGGGUUCUGAUGAAGAAAGUAUCUGUAUUAAAAUUAGGGUCUUGGGCCCUCCAAGGUGAGAGAGAAAUAAAUGCCUCAGGAUUCUCAGUGGA